This is a messenger RNA of Scatophagus argus, 1524 nucleotides long. RefSeq names its product high mobility group 20A (gene hmg20a). The coding region runs from base 165 to 1040 and encodes 291 amino acids. Gene Ontology annotation, biological process: regulation of gene expression. The transcript is spliced from 9 exons. The record is from RefSeq and is a predicted model, not a curated record. Lineage: Eukaryota; Metazoa; Chordata; Actinopteri; Scatophagidae. Gene Ontology annotation, cellular component: nucleus.
AAACAUAGCAGUCUCCCGCUGGGUCAGUCUGGUGUUAUGCUGGUCUAUCUAGCAUGAUUCUAUAGACUGGCUGCUGUAUUGUUUUGAUUAGGAAAAUCAUUUAGACUCGAAGAUUACAGCUACGGAUUACGUUAUCAAGGGUUUCCCCUGUAGUCAGCAAAGUGAUGGAGGAGCAGACUGGCUCUCCUGGAGCCAACACCGAAAACAAUGGCCAGAGAAACGGAGAUGAGAAGCCCCGACGUGGCAGCUGGACCAAGGGGAGGAAGAGGAAGAAGCCAAUGAAGGACAGCAAUGCGCCCAAGGCCCCCCUGACAGGCUACGUUCGCUUCAUGAACGACAGACGGGAACAGCUACGGGCAGAGCGUCCAGACGUUCCCUUUCCAGAGAUUACAAGGAUGCUGGGCAAUGAAUGGAGCAAGCUGCCCCCCGAGGAAAAGCAGCGAUACUUGGAUGAGGCAGAGCGAGAUAAGGAGCGAUACAUGCGGGAGCUGGAGAAGUACCAGAAGACAGAAGCCUACAAACAUUUCACCAGGAAGGUCCAGGAGAAGCAGAAGGGCAAGCGGCACAGGGGAGAUGGUGGGCAUCAGGUCGCCAAUGAGGCUCUUCACGAGAAAGAUGCAGAAGGGAAGGACAGAACUGUGUUCGACAUACCGAUCUUCACAGAGGAGUUUCUCAACCACAGCAAAGCACGUGAAGCCGAGAUGCGGCAGCUGCGUAAGACCAACAUGGAGUAUGAGGAGCGUAACGCAGCACUGCAGAAACAUGUGGAGAGCAUGCGAGGGGCAGUGGAGAGGCUGGAAGGCGACGUGAUGCAAGAGAGAGGACGCAACGGUCUGCUCCACCAACACCUGGAGACGCUGCGCCAGGCGCUCACCUCCAGCUUCUCCUCCGUACCUCUGCCAACCAGUGGAGAGACGCCCUCGCUCGACACCAUUGACUCCUACAUGAAGAAGCUCCACAGCAUCAUCGUCAGUAACCCCCAAGAACACGAGAAUCUCAUCAACACUGUGAGAGACGUGGUCAACCGUUUGGACAGAUAAUUGGAUGGAUUGCGAUUCACAGUGACGUUGAGUAGAUGCUGCUCCCUGACGGUGAAUCUUCCUGUCGCUCUGUCGCCCCACUUAGUUUUAAAACAUCUUUUAUUUGUCUGCUAAGGUGAUGUAGGUGAAGGUAAUGUAGCGUCUCAUGUUUAUUUAUUACUUUUUACAUAUUUUUAAAAUCCUGUUCAAACUUUAUUAAUGCGGCUGUACUUUGUUUUAUAAAAUGAUCAGAUGAGAAAACAAGAUGGUUUUCUGUCAUUCAUUGCUCCCGUUCUGUCUUCACUGUCCGUUAUAGCAGCUGCUUCCACAACAAUAUCAACUAUGUUCUGAUCAAAGAAAAAAUGUGUCAGUGGGUUUGUAUUUACCGUAUCCAAAAGAUGUUGUUGCGCAGACUUUCUUUUUUAAUGCUCUGUCAAAGGAAAACUUUUUUUUUCCCCCUGCGUGAACAAGUGUUUGUGUUUUCAAUAAACGUAUUUCCAUCAUG